This is a messenger RNA of Cercocebus atys (sooty mangabey), 3868 nucleotides long. RefSeq names its product membrane frizzled-related protein (gene MFRP). The transcript has 13 exons. Bases 2036 to 3778 code for a protein of 580 amino acids. The record is from RefSeq and is a predicted model, not a curated record. NCBI's taxonomy places the organism in Eukaryota, Metazoa, Chordata, Mammalia, Primates, Cercopithecidae. Gene Ontology annotation, molecular function: protein binding.
CCUGGGCAACAGAGCAAAACUCCGUCUCAAAAAAAAAAAAAAUUAGUAAGAAUGGCAGCAUCGUUUUACAUUUGUGCAAAUCUCUUUAGCAUCUGGCUUAAUAGAAGGCAGCUGGACUUGUGUCUCCUUCAGCAUUCAACCCGAUGUCAUAUCACAUGUCACGGAGCGUCUGGAAAACAUGAAUGAGUGUGAAAAAGGCAUAUCAUGUCUUAGUGUUAUUAUAAGCCUAGUUCUAAGCUCUCAAGCCCUCUAAAAGAAGGCCCCGGGCCCCACUUUGAGAGCUGUCACAGCAGAGCAGGGGCUCCUUGAGACGAGGGCACCUUGUCUCAGUCAGCUCCAAGAGCCCAGUGCCCAGCCAAACCCCGGCACAGCAGCCUCUCUCUCAAUGAUGACAGCGAAAGAGCGGCUUCGGAGGAGCAGACCCAGGGGCAUGGCUCGCCCAGCCAAUCAUCCUCAAAGCUCAGCGCAGGGCCACUGUGUCCAUGAAGCUGCCCCUGUGGCGAGGCUCUUCACAUACUGUGUGACAGGGGAUCCUGUCUUGAUCCAGCCAGAAUGAGAAGUACUUUGUGGUCAGGAACUGUCUGAUCCUCUCCAAGAGCACCUGUCCCUACAGCUCCCAAAAAGUCUCUUCCCUAAAGACCAAGUACCAUUAGACUUCCAAGGUUCCAGGAAACAGCUUGACCUCCUAGACAAAAGCAAACUAAGGCCCUCCAGUAACAAAUGGAGAAAAACGUGUGGGUGGAGGCAUCUCCUUUACUGAGUGCAAGGAGGGCAGCCUGCCCUCUUUGCUUCCAUCCCCAAGGGGUUCCUCACUCUGCCCCCGUGUCACUCUGAUCCCUCUGCUACCCCAGCAUGCCUCAGCCCCAAUGUGGGGUGAAAGAGGUACAUCAUAGAAAACGUGAACCUAAGCUCUAUCCAGUCCUAGGCUCAACUCUCAUCUCUGUAUCUUACCAGCUGUGUGACCUUGGGAAAGUGAUGUAACCUCUCAGAGCCCAGCACCAGCAUUUGUAAAAUGGUGACACUACCUUAUAGUUAUGAAAGGAGAGAAACUGCAUGUAGCCCUCUUGCCCAGACAUUCUACAAAUAGUAGCCAGAAAUAUGAGGCUCUCUCCCCACUUCCCUCCCUGCCAAACUCUCGGCCCAAGCAUGGCUAACACAAAACAGAUUACCAAUCCCUUUCCUUUCUCCCUGAGGACAGCAGGGCUAGGCUGGGAUUUUCCAAGAGGACUUCGCCCAUGGAGAAAGAGGCGUGCAGUAAUCUUGUUUGCAGUGUGUGGGUUUCCUACCAUGCAACAGCCCCGAUGGCUAGACUCCACACCCCAACCCUCCCUAAGACCUGGGCACCUUCUCCCCCUUCCCUGUCCUUUCUCCUGUGGGUUUAGGGGUCCCAAGAAUGAGCAGUCAGUCCCUGGCUCACGCCAUGUCCUUCUCUCCUUUUCCUGGUCACACCCACUGGUGAUCUACCAGGGCCCUUCCAAAGACCCGACCUGGCCAGUGCCCCUGUAACCCUGGUGGUGAGGAAAGGUGGGCAGCUGGCUUUGUCCACCCCCUCCACCCUGCUGCUUUCUCAGACCACCCAAGGUUCCCUUCUGCCUGCAACUUCUCUUCCAGCGACCCCCCAAGUGCUCACUUAGUGCCUUGGGUGCUGGGGAUGGAGAGCUCCCCUCGUCACACCCCCGCACAGAGCACCUAGUUUCCUCUGCUGGGUGUUCUCAGCCACCGCCUGUGCCUUUAAGAACGGCCACCCUGUGCCAGGGACUUGGCCUCGGCAUCCUCAGCUGAGUGGGAUUAAGGGACCAUUUCGUGCCUUUGUGAAUUCUUCCUGGCUGCCAUCCCUUCCCUCACACAGAGACAGAGUAGCCCAUAGGCCAAACCACUCUACCAAGGACAGCCCAAGAGCUGGUCUAGCCUGGCAACCUUUUCCCUUGGGUAGUAGAGGCUGCCCCUUUGAUAGGGAGUUUGUGGUCAGAGAGUGGGCCCUUGGGGGUCUUGGGCUGUCACAGGGACUCCAGAAAGCCAUGCAGAGCCUUGGGCCAUGAAGGACUACUCAGAUGUCAUCCUCUGCGUGGAGGCAACAGAAUCGAGCAAGACCGAGUUCUGCAAUCCUGCCUUCGAGCCUGAGUCUGGGCCAUCCUGCCCUCCCCCAGCUUUCCCAGAGGAUGCCAGCUAUAGUGUCCCAGCUCCCUGGCACGGUCGGCGUCCUCGAGGGCUGCGGCCAGACUGCCGUUUCUCCUGGCUCUGUGUCCUCCUGCUCGCCAGCCUGCUGCUCCUGCUGCUCGGGCUGCUGGUGGCCAUCAUCCUGGCCCAGCUGCAGGCUGCAGCCCCACCUGGGGCCUCCCAUAGCCCACUGCCUGCCGGAGGCCUUACCACCACCACCACCACCCCCCCCACCAUCACCACCUCUCAGGCAGCUGGGACCCCUAAAGGGCAGCAGGAGUCAGGUGUGAGCCCCUCCCCACAGGCCACCUGUGGAGGCCUCCUCUCUGGCCCAAGGGGCUUCUUCAGCAGUCCCAACUACCCAGACCCUUACCCCCCCAACACCCACUGCAUGUGGCGCAUCCAGGUGGCCACAGACCAUGCAAUACAGCUCAAAAUCGAAGCCCUCAGCAUAGAGAGUGUGGCCUCUUGCCUUUUUGAUCGCUUGGAAAUCUCCCCUGAGCCUGAAGGCUCCCUCCUCAGGAUUUGUGGGAGGGUGCCUCCCCCCACGCUCAACACCAAUGCCAGCCACCUCCUGGUGGCCUUCGUCUCUGACAGCAGUGUGGAAGGAUUUGGUUUCCAUGCCUGGUACCAGGCUGUGGCCCCUGGGCAUGGGAGCUGUGCCCAUGAUGAGUUCCGCUGUGACCAGCUCAUCUGUCUGCUACCUGACUCAGUGUGUGAUGGCUUUGCCAACUGCGCUGACGGCAGCGAUGAGACCAACUGCAGUGCCAAGUUCUCGGGGUGUGGGGGGAAUCUGACUGGGCUCCAGGGCACUUUCUCUACUCCCAACUACCUGCAGCAGUACCCUCACCAACAGCUCUGCACCUGGCAUAUCUCGGUGCCGGCUGGACACAGCAUAGAACUGCAGUUCCACAACUUCAGCCUGGAGGCUCAGGAUGAGUGCAAGUUUGACUACGUGGAGGUGUAUGAGACCAGCAGCUCAGGGGCCUUCAGCCUCCUGGGCAGGUUCUGUGGAGCAGAGCCACCCCCCAACCUCGUCUCCUCACACCAUGAGCUGGCUGUGCUUUUUAGGACAGAUCAUGGCAUCAGCAGUGGAGGCUUCUCAGCCACCUACCUGGCCUUCAAUGCCACGGAGAACCCCUGUGGGCCCAGUGAGCUCUCCUGCCAGGCAGGAGGGUGUAAGGGUGUGCAGUGGAUGUGUGACAUGUGGAGAGACUGCACCGAUGGCAGCGAUGACAACUGCAGCCGCCCCUUGUUCCCACCCCCAGAGCUGGCCUGUGAGCCUGUCCAGGUGGAGAUGUGCCUCGGUCUGAGCUACAACACCACGGCCUUCCCUAACAUCUGGGUGGGCAUGGCCACUCAGGAGGAGGUGGUAGAAGUCCUCAGCGGUUACAAGAGCCUGACAAGCCUGCCCUGCUACCAGAAUUUCCGGAGGCUCCUGUGUGGGCUGCUUGUGCCCCGUUGCACCCCACUAGGCAGUGUUCUGCCCCCUUGCCGCUCUGUCUGCCAGGAAGCAGAGCACCAGUGCCAGUCUGGCCUGGCACUACUGGGCACCCCCUGGCCCUUCAACUGCAACAGACUGCCAGAGGCAGCUGGUCUGGAAGCUUGCUCCCAGCCCUGACCCUGAAGCCAGCCCCUGCCCUCUUUCUGCCCAUCCUCUUUUGCCCAUCAGGACUGGCACACAGGGGAAAAAGGAAGGGGCACCAGCAGG